GUGCUGCCAUACUGCUAUUUGUUAUUCUUUCCUUGUCACCAGCUGUCAAAAAGCUUGAAAAUGGUGCAGCGGCUUACAUUCAGGCGACGACUGUCGUACAACACAAAAUCAAAUCAAAGAAGAAUAGUAAGGACACCGGGUGGCCGCUUGGUUUAUCAGUAUGUCAAAAAGCCCAAGAAGAUCCCAAGGUGUGGUCAGUGCAAGAGCAAACUCCGUGGUAUCCAGCCAGCUAGACCUGCUGAACGUUCCCGUCUUUGCUACCGUAAGAAAACAGUGAAACGUGUUUAUGGUGGUGUCCUCUGCCAUAAAUGUGUCAAGCAACGCAUUGUCAGAGCCUUCCUCAUUGAAGAACAAAAAAUUGUGAAGGUCCUCAAGGCACAACAGGCGAGCACUAAGUCGGCAAAGAAGGCUACAAAGUGAAUUUUAGGGCUUAAAUUUAAAUAAAAACCUUAAAAAAUCUA
Molecule: messenger RNA, 461 nt
Organism: Bombyx mandarina (wild silkworm)
Lineage: Eukaryota; Metazoa; Arthropoda; Insecta; Lepidoptera; Bombycidae
Gene: RpL34
Product: ribosomal protein L34
Biological process (GO): translation
Cellular component (GO): ribosome
Molecular function (GO): structural constituent of ribosome
Source: RefSeq, a predicted model, not a curated record